UACAUCCAUAUUGUGCCAAAGGUCGCUUCGCUCGUCUUCCCACCAUCCUCCAAACUUCAUAGGCAAAUUAAUAAAAUCCCGAAUUAAGAAUGAGUACUGCCCUGCCCCAAACACAGGGGGAAACCCUUCCAGAUGCCUGGGACUACAAUGGCCGUCCAGCCGAGAGAUCUAAAACCGGUGGCUGGAUGGCGGCCGCCAUGAUAUUAGGGGGGGAGGCAAUGGAAAGGUUAACGACGCUGGGUAUUGCAGUCAAUUUGGUGACUUAUAUGACUCGAACCAUGCAUUUGGGCAAUGCUACCUCCGCCAACACAGUCACCAACUUCCUCGGCACCUCUUUCAUGCUCUGUUUACUCGGUGGCUUUGUAGCCGACACCUUUCUUGGCAGGUAUCUCACAAUUGCAAUCUUCGCAACCGUUCAAGCAACUGGUGUCACAAUCUUGACGAUCUCAACCGUAAUCUCCAGCCUCCGUCCACCCACAUGCGCCGCGAGAACCGUUACACCCUGCAUCGCCGCAGGAGGCAUGCAGCUAGUAGUUCUCUAUAUGGCGCUGUACCUCACCGCCCUCGGCACCGGUGGUCUGAAAUCAAGCGUGUCGGGCUUCGGCUCAGACCAGUUCGAUGAUUCGGACAAGGAAGAAAGAGCCCAAAUGACUAACUUCUUCAGCUGGUUCUUCUUCUUUAUAAGCAUAGGCUCACUCGUCGCCGUAACCGUUCUUGUAUACGUCCAAGACAAUCUUGGGAGACAAUGGGGUUACGGAAUUUGUGCGUGUGCCAUUGUGCUAGGUUUGGUUGUGUUCUUGUCGGGCACGAGGCGGUACCGGUUCAAGAAGCUUGUCGGCAGCCCGCUGACGCAGAUUGCAGCGGUGUUUGUCGCCGCCGGAAGGAAAAGGCAUUUGGAGCUACCUUCGGAUACAUCCUUGUUGUUCAGCGUUGAUGACGUACUUCCAGAUGAUCAGGGAAUAAACAAGGAGAAGAAGCAGAGUUUGCCCCAUACCAAGCAGUUCCGUUUCUUGGACAAGGCAGCAAUCAAGGACCAUGAAAUGUCUAAUGGCGACGUCUAUGAAGUAAACAAGUGGAAACUCUCAACCCUUACAGAUGUUGAAGAAGUGAAAUUGGUGAUGAGAAUGUUACCCAUCUGGGCUACCACUAUCAUGUUUUGGACAGUCUAUGCCCAAAUGACCACAUUCUCAGUCUCACAAGCAACCACCAUGGACCGACACAUUGGCUCCUUUGAAAUCCCCGCAGCAUCCCUGACAGUCUUCUUCGUUGGCAGCAUUCUCUUGACUGUCCCAAUUUACGACCGGAUAAUAGUUCCCAUUGCAGCAAAAGUGCUUAAGAAUCCACAAGGUCUUACUCCAUUGCAACGCAUUGGGGUUGGUCUUGUUCUUUCAAUCUUUGCAAUGGUGGCAGCAGCACUGUCUGAACUAAAACGUUUACGAGCCGCCCGAUCCCAUGGUUUAACGGAUAACCCAACGGCCGAGAUACCAUUAAGUGUGUUUUGGCUGGUUCCGCAGUUUUUCUUGGUCGGAUCUGGAGAAGCCUUUACGUAUAUAGGGCAGCUUGAUUUCUUCUUAAGGGAAUGUCCAAAAGGGAUGAAGACUAUGAGCACAGGGCUGUUUCUGAGCACACUUUCGUUAGGGUUUUUCUUUAGCUCUGCACUGGUUGCUGUCGUGCACAAGGUGACAGGGACCAAGAGGCCGUGGCUUGCAGAUAAUCUAAAUGAAGGGAAGCUUUACAAUUUUUACUGGCUUUUGGCAUUUUUGAGUGCCUUGAAUUUGGUGGUAUAUUUGGUUUUUGCGAAGUGGUAUGUGUACAAGGACAAGAUGCUUGCUGACCAGGGUAUGGAGUUGGAGGAAGUAGAGCCUAGUUACCAUGCAUAAGGAUUUCACUUUCAUUCGAAUCAUGUC
Juglans microcarpa x Juglans regia is the source of this 1907-nucleotide messenger RNA. RefSeq names its product protein NRT1/ PTR FAMILY 6.3-like. Gene Ontology annotation, biological process: response to nitrate; transmembrane transport; oligopeptide transport. Bases 90 to 1880 code for a protein of 596 amino acids. Lineage: Eukaryota; Viridiplantae; Streptophyta; Magnoliopsida; Fagales; Juglandaceae. Gene Ontology annotation, cellular component: membrane. The record is from RefSeq and is a predicted model, not a curated record. Gene Ontology annotation, molecular function: nitrate transmembrane transporter activity. The transcript is spliced from 5 exons.